Molecule: messenger RNA, 1346 nt
Organism: Xenopus laevis (African clawed frog)
Lineage: Eukaryota; Metazoa; Chordata; Amphibia; Anura; Pipidae
Gene: kcnip3.S
Product: calsenilin
Exons: 9
Coding region: 321-1082 (253 amino acids)
Source: RefSeq, a predicted model, not a curated record
AAUGCAAGUGUUUCUAUGGGAGGCUUACAUUUGCUGGGGGGGGCAACGAGUCUUAGCAUAUUGUCGAAGCUGUUAUAAUGAGCCCAUCAGCAAACACUGGCUGACCUCUGCAGCAUCAAGUGAGAGCAAGGAGAUGAGGGCUUGGCCAUGAUGAGAGAGACAGGAAGGAAACAGUUAAUGCACAAGAGGAUUUUUUUUUCACAAGACUGAGAUAAGAGGUUGGGAGGAGAAGAGAUGCUGCUGAGAGUUCCCAUUGUCACACACAUUUCCAGUCUCAGCAAGUCUGCAGCACCCCCUGCUCAGCUGUGUAGCCAGUCACCAUGCAGGAUGACGGAAAGGAAAAUGAUGGCAGUUUGUUGGGAGACCCUGGUCAGACUUCCCCUGAAAAAAAAGACAGUGUGAAAUGGCAAAAGCCUCGCCUGUCUCGCAGGACACUGAUGAAAUGCUGCAUGGUGAAAUGGAUACUGUCCAGCACUUCCCCACAAGGCCCAGAUGACAGUGAGACUGAUUUGGAACUAUCCACCGUACGACACCAGCCGGAGGGGCUGGAACAACUGCAGGCCGUCACCAAGUUCACUAAGAAAGAACUGCAGUCCUUGUAUAGAGGCUUCAAAAAUGAAUGUCCAAGUGGUUUGGUUGACGAGGAAACGUUCAAGUUGAUCUACUCACAGUUUUUCCCUCAAGGAGAUGCCACAAUGUACGCGCACUUUCUCUUUAACGCCUUUGACAUGGACAGGAACGGCGCAAUCCAAUUUGAGGAUUUUGUUGUCGGUCUGUCUAUCCUCCUGAGAGGGACUGUCCAUGAAAAGUUGAAAUGGGCUUUCAACCUGUAUGACAUUAACAAGGACGGAUACAUCACCAAGGAGGAGAUGCUUGCCAUUAUGAAGUCCAUUUAUGACAUGAUGGGUCAUUACACUUACCCUUUGCUCAGAGAUGAUGCCCCUGUAGAGCAUGUGGAGAGAUUCUUUCAGAAGAUGGAUCGGAAUUGCGACGGGGUUGUCACCAUUGAUGAAUUUUUGGAAACAUGUCAAAAGGAUGAAAAUAUCAUGAAGUCCAUGCAGCUUUUUGAGAAUGUCAUUUAGAAGAGGACGUGACUUUUUGUCCAUGCCAGCACUAGACGGGACCCAUUCAAAUCCGUGCCCCCACGUGGAUCACAGCCACCACUCUUUCCUUCUGUCACAAGCAGUUGAUGGAUGGUGUUAUUGUUCUCCCAGGGAACAGAGGAUCAUACUUACUGCCUGCCUGUUUGCACUGAUCCCUACUCUUCACAACAAACUCACCUUUAUAAAGACUGUUUUUUAAAAAAAUAUAUAUAAAUUAACUAAAAUAAAAAAAAAGCACAUUUA